Molecule: messenger RNA, 700 nt
Organism: Prunus avium (sweet cherry)
Lineage: Eukaryota; Viridiplantae; Streptophyta; Magnoliopsida; Rosales; Rosaceae
Source: RefSeq, a predicted model, not a curated record
AACCACUCAACCCUCCACUUUUCAAAGCCAGAUAAAAAACUCUCCCGAGUUCUCAAAGACUAAUUACUUACUAUUAAAAAGAGCAAAACAAUGGCCUUUGACGAGAAGAAGAAGAUAACCCUAAAGAGCUCCGAUGAUGAGAUCUUCGAGGUGGAGGAGGCUGUGGCUGUGCAGUCGCAGACCAUCAAGCACAUGGUGGAGGACAACUGCGCCAACAACGCAAUACCUCUGCCAAACGUUACCAGCAGCACCCUAGCGAAGGUGAUCGAGUACUGCAAGAAGCACUAUGAAGAAGAGUACUGCAAGAAGUACCAUGAAGAAGAGGCUGCUGCCAAUGGUGAGAACAGAGAGGAGAUUCUGAAGAACUGGGACGCUAAGUUCAUGAAGGUGGACCAAAGUAUUCUGUUUGCCCUAAUCUUGGCUGCAAACUAUCUCAACAUUAAGAGCUUGCUGGAUUUGACCUGCCAGGUUGCGGCAGACAUGAUCAAGGGAAAGACACCGGAAGAGAUCCGUAAGACCUUCAACAUCAUGAAUGAUUUCACUCCUGAGGAAGAAGAAGAGAUCCGUAAGGAGAACCAAUGGGCAUUUGAGUGAUAUAUUGGAAUUAAUGUUAUAUGUCAUAUAGUUAGAGAGUCCUUAUGGAUAUUGCUUCUACUUUAAUUCAAUUGGUUUUUGUUUUUGCUUAGGUAAGUGCUUAGGU